Molecule: messenger RNA, 4752 nt
Organism: Aquila chrysaetos chrysaetos
Lineage: Eukaryota; Metazoa; Chordata; Aves; Accipitriformes; Accipitridae
Gene: SH2B2
Product: SH2B adaptor protein 2
Exons: 10
Coding region: 207-2219 (670 amino acids)
Biological process (GO): intracellular signal transduction; antigen receptor-mediated signaling pathway
Cellular component (GO): plasma membrane
Molecular function (GO): transmembrane receptor protein tyrosine kinase adaptor activity
Source: RefSeq, a predicted model, not a curated record
GCCGGGAGCCGCGCCGAGCCGAGCCGAGCCGGGAGCUCCGAGCAGCGGCCCGGGCCCCUCUGAGUCGGUCUGGUCCCUCAUUCCAGUGUAGAAAUUCAUCAGUUGAAGUUAUGCGCUUGACCGGGAAGAACCGCGCUGCUGGCACCUCGGGGACCCUGUGAACUGAAACGGGAAAGGAGCCCGCCGGCAGGUGGAAUGGGGCAGCCAUGAACGGCGAUGCCCUGUGCCAGGAGCCCUCCUCCCCGCUCCCCGACUGGAGGGAGUUCUGCGAGCUGCACGCCCAGGCAGCCGCCGUCGACUUCGCCCAAAAGUUCUGCCAGUUCCUGAAGGAGAACCCCCACUACGACACCCCCGGGGCAGAGACCUCCUUCUCCCACCAUUUCGCCGCCAACUUCUUGGACAUCUUCAGCCUGGAGGUCAGCCGGGUGUUCGUGUCCGACUCCCCCACCAAGUACAACAUCGUGCCCUUCGUGGGGCUGCAGAACUGCCACGUCCCCUACGGGCGCGAGGUCACCCCGAGGAAGGAGGAGACAUCCACCGAGUCCUUGGACAGCAUGGACCCCCCGUUGGGUGCCGGACGGUACCUGAGCCCGGCCCAGCAAGCGCAGGCACGCAAGGUGUCCUCCUACGGCCAGUCCCGCAGCUCGGAGGACGUCUCCAUCCACGCUGCCGCCAAGCCCAAGUUCAAGAAAGGCUUCUCCCUGAGGAACAUGAGCUUGUGUGUGGUGGAUGGUAUGAAGGAGAUGUGGCAUCGCAAGUCCUCUCCGGAGCCGGGCGCCGAGGCUGCCCCGGGCAGCCGGAGAGCCGAGAGGGAGCCGUGGCCGGCCGGGGGCAAGGAGCCUGGUGACCCACGGGAGAAAUGGACCCACAAGCUGCGCCUGUCCAAGGUGCCCUCCUCCAAGGUGGAGCUGGUGGACAUCCAGAGGGAGGGGACGCUGCGCUACAUGGUGGCCGACGACACGAACUGUGUGGGGAGCUCGCAGUGGCAGAAGUGCCGCCUCCUGCUCCGGAAAGCGGUGAAAGUAGAAGGAGAGAGGUUCCUCCUCGAGUUUUAUGUCCCUCCAAAGGCUUCCAAACCCAAGGUGAGCAUCCCGCUGUCGGCCAUCAUUGAGGUCCGCACCACCAUGCCAUUGGAGAUGCCCGACAAAGACAACACCUUCGUCCUAAAGGUGGAGAACGGGGCUGAAUACAUCCUGGAGACCAUCGACUCCCUGCAGAAGCACUCCUGGGUGGCGGAUAUCCAGGACUGCAUUGACCCUGGGGACAGUGGGGACGACAUCGAGCUGGCGUCCUGCGCACAGGGAGCUUGUCUGCCAGGCAGGGUGUCCUCCUGCAGCUGCGAGUUCCUGGCUGACGAUGUGCCCAGGCCACCAGACAGAUGUGCUCUGCCCGGCGCUCACACCACCGCCACGGCCACUGCCGUCCCCGCGCCCCACAGCCGGGGCAGGGACUCCCUGGGAGAGCUCCUCACCCACGUCCCACUGGAGAGCUUUCUGCAGACGCUGGAGUCCGCCCCCGCCGCCGGCGGGCAUCUCACAGGGGAUGACAGCGAGGCGGAGGCAGAGAUCAACCUCUCCGAUUUCCCCUGGUUCCAUGGGACUCUUUCGCGGAUCAAGGCGGCUCAGCUGGUGCUCUUUGGGGGUGCCCGGAGCCACGGCUUGUUUGUCAUCCGGCAGAGCGAAACGCGGCCGGGGGAGUACGUGCUGACCUUCAACUUCCAGGGGAAAGCGAAGCACCUCCGCCUGUCGCUGAACGAGAGCGGGCAGUGCCACGUGCAGCACCUCUGGUUCCAGACCAUCUUCGACAUGCUGCGCCACUUCCACACGCACCCCAUCCCCCUCGAGUCGGGCGGCGCGGCCGACAUCACCCUCCGCAGCUAUGUCGUGGCCCAGAGCCCGCUGCCCGAUGCCGGCCCCCUGCCAGCCCUCGUGUCACAGCCGCCAGGCUGCCGGGUCGACCUGCCGCCUCCGCACUACUUCUGCAGCACAGCACCCGCUGGCCCGCCAGCCCCACCGCCUGCCGAGGGGGUGGCCGUGGCCCCCGCUGUCACCGUCCCCGCACCCUACCACCGCCUGGAGGGUGCCCUGGGCCCCCGGAGCCGCAGCGACAGUGCCGAGCGCCGGCCAGAGCCCCCCACCACCAGUGCCGAGGACUACCACGAGGCUGACGGUGCCCGGAGCCGGACCCGGGCAGUGGAAAACCAAUACUCCUUCUACUGAAGCCCCCACGCCUGGGGGCUUGGAUGGUGGGGGGAUGCGGGGCACCCAUGCCCCUCACCACUGCACCAGCCUCACCACCUCCUCCUGCCACCACCAGCAACCUAGCCGGGAUGUCCUUAUCGCUCCCUGCUGCUUUUAGGAGCCGUGUCAGCGGCAGGCGAUGUCCUGGCUGGAGCCGGCACCAGCCCCGAGGCUGGGGCAGUGCUGGGGGUUUGGGAGGCUGAAAGGGUCAGUGCCAUUUUGGAGCUUGCAGCCUCUUCUCUUUCCCUCCGGACUAAGAGCUCUUCUGGGGCCAAGCCGGGGUCCCUGCAUCUCUUCCCCAGGGAUGCCCAUCGUGAGAUGGCAGCCUGAAGCUAUGACGGGCUCCAUCCUCCAGCCAAAGCACCUUGGCACGUCCCCUCUGGGGUGAGAGCCCAGUAUGGCCAACAUCCCUUCUGACAUCAUUGCCCUGCAAAUCAGUUGCCAAGGGACUGUGGCAUUUUGGGAUGACAAUGGAAGUGGCAGAUCCCUAUGCCGAGGCUUUUCUCGCACACAUGGAUCUGUGAGCCUGAGAGGGCACUGCUGCAGAGGCAUGAGGGUUUAUCCAGGCUGGCUUUCAGGCUCCCUGAGGCAUGUGUUUCCCACCCUCUGCCAGGAGAAGAUUUUUUCCAAAGCUUAAUGAAUCGCAUUCAAGGAAGGCUUUUCCUGCUGUCCUGCCAUUUCUGUUCCUUUGUCCUUUCUCUCCUUGUUGUACCUAUGGAGAGUCCCUAGAUAACCCCUUUCUUCCUCCCUCUCUUCCUUGCUUUUUCAAAACCUAAGCUCUGCAAGGGCAUCAGCUCAGCCUUCUGCCUUCUCUCUACCGCAGCCAGGCAAUAUUUUCCACUGCUCAAGGCAAACCUUGAAAAAUAUGACAACACCCAUGCCUUGCAUCAGUUAUUAGUCAUUUGGGAUGUCUUGGGGGGGGUCAGACAGAGGCCAGAGGCUGGGUCCAGAGGUAAGGGGCAGCCUCACCCUGCAGGUGCUCAGCUGGGCUCCCAGGAAUGAAAACACUACACAUCUUUAGUAGAUGCUAUUGAAGGAUUACUUUUUUUUCUUCAAGAAAUAGAAAUGCCCAGGAAGAGCAAAAGGAAUGGGGCUGCUGCCAGGUGGGUGAACAGCCAGCUGACAUGGAGGGGCCAGGCCAGGCUGACUGCAGCGACGGGCACAAUUGCCCUCACUGAUGGCUGAAGUCCUUCCCCGCAGAAGUAAAACCCUGCCUGCAAUGGUUGUAGCAGCACUGCUGCUGGGAAGGACCAGGCACUGCAGUGGUCACCGCUACUUGGUGGCUUUCUGAUAGACCAGUGCAGCCACAUGUAUCUAUAGCAGAAAAAAAGAGGUCCCUGGUAGAGGUGAGCCCUGGAAGAGAGUGUAGAGCAGAAACCUGCUGUGGCCAGGUAUGCACUAUCUUGUCAAUGCUUUUACUACAGGUCACUGAAGCUCUUAGGGUGGUUUUACAGGCCAGGCUGCUUACUGGGACUGCGUGCCUUGUAGGGGGUGGGAGACCAUCCAAAAGGGCAGCUUUGCUUGCAGACAAAGUACUCGCACAUCCCUCUUGGUUUGCCUCACACAGCUUAUCUUCCCCAUCACCAGGACUCCUGGCUCCUCAUGUGGCUGCCAGGCCUGGGUGACAGUGCUAGCAGGAUCUGAGCGAGGUGGCUUUGAAGUGUCUGGAUAGGUCUCCAGGUAGAGCAGAUCUCACUGUACCCAGCUAGAAGUUACCACUUAGUGCAAAGAAAGGUACAAGCCAAGCCACAAUCUGCUCAAAACCCCUUGAAUUUGCCUGGAGUUUUGGGUUGGGUCAGAUUUUAUUUUUUUUUUUAGGUGCCUUCUUUCCCGAGCUAGCAAAGCAUGUCCCCAGCGCUGGAGUCGCUUGUCUUUCCCACUUCAAGAGGGCAGCGAAAUUGUUUCCAAGGCUCCUUGCCUCCUCCUGCGAUGUGAGAGCUGCCUUUCUGGCCCAUGGGUGCAUGAGAUGAGGGCUGAUGGAUCUCAUUCCUGCAGCAAAUGCCACCUUCUCCCCAAAUGCAUGGCCCUUCAGAAGGCAACAGGAGCAGUUUGCUCUGGUGGGGGUAUUUCUCUUUCCUCAGCACAGCUAAAACCCAGCUCAGAGGAGCCCAUGCAGCAGGGAGAGGCCAGAUGCUCUUGGCUGAUGGGUUUAACAUGGACCUGCUUCCUUCACACACACACUGUGAAUGAGGGGGCACCUCUGGAAGCAGCACAUUGUCACUCUUGUUCUUCACUGAGGUCCCAAUGGGCCAGGUGGUUGUAGAUGGGAGCACUGCCUUACAGACCUUCAGAUGUUGUCUGAUUUUUCACCUUCUGCAUCACGGGAUAGGAAAAGGAGGGGGAAGCAAUGAUCUACAAGCAAAAUUGUUAAUUUGUAAAUAGGGAAGAGCCUGGAAGUUUACUGUUCUGUAGAAUAAAUUAAUUUUAUUUAAAAAAAAAAAAAAGGGAGGACUUGUUAAACAAAUGGAGAAUUCAAGUUCCAGUUUUAAAAUAAAAUCACUUGCAGAAAGGA